UUUGAUCAUUGUAAAUAAUAUUUUGAAUUAAAAAUUAUUCUGAAAGUAACGGAUAUAAAACUUAAAAUAUUUCAAUCUUACAAUAUUUCGGGGAAUUUAGUUAUCUACUGUCGUACGAAUUGUCAAAUCGUAUCGAUUUAGCCGUCAUCUAACAGCUGUUAAAAAAACUUCACAAGUUACGAUCAAGUAACAAUAAUCUUCUAAAAAAUAGUUUAAUAUAUUAAUACUUUUAACAUAUAAGAAAAACAAUGGAAAUGGCUAAGUUACGAAUCUUGUCAAGAAAUUUACAAAUAUCAAUUCUAUCCGCGAAUUUCCAACGGAGUUUUAGUAACAUUGACGCAGUCAAAUUAAAACCAGAAGAAGUGCUCUGCGAAAAAAAUCGGAAGUCUUGCAUCGACAAAUUCAAACUUAUUAAGACGACGUACAAAUACAAAAAUAAUGUGAAUCAAGCGGCCGUACUUAUACCAAUCUGCAUGUAUAAAGGCGAAGUUGGAAUUCUUUACACCUUGAGAUCUUUAAAAUUGAAUUCAAAUCGAGGACAAGUCUCUUUCCCAGGUGGAAUGUACGAUAAAACUGAUCGUGACCUAGAAGAAACUGCGUUAAGAGAAACUUGGGAAGAAUUAAAAAUACCUAGAAAAAAGAUUGACAUAUGGACUUGUGGCAAUUUAAUCAAUGGAAAAAAUAUAAACAUAAUGCCGGUAUUAGGUUACAUAGGUGAAAUAGAUCCGGAAAAACUAGAAAGGAAUCCCGAUGAAGUCGAGGAAGCUUUCAUUAUAUAUCUAAAUGAUUUUUGCAAUCCAUCCUUAUGUCGUUUUACACAAUUUCGCGAUAGCUAUACAUUGCCUGCUUAUCUUGGUGGUAAACAUCGUGUUUGGGGUCUUACCGCUGCUAUUACUCAUAUAGCUUUAUCUGCUUUGUUACCCGAAGUGUAUAAACAUAAGCUUGUUCAUUUAAAAUCUAUAGUUUCAUCAAAGACGAAAACAAAUAAGAAUAGUACAGUUGUAACUGGUCAAAAUAAUUGAUAAUCGAUACAAAUAUUUAGGAUACAAUAUAAUAGUUCUAAAAAAUUGUCUUUUUAACAAAUGUUAUAUAGAAAUGUAAUAUAUAUAUUUAUCAUUAUAUAUA
Vespa crabro (European hornet) is the source of this 1125-nucleotide messenger RNA. RefSeq names its product mitochondrial coenzyme A diphosphatase NUDT8. Gene Ontology annotation, molecular function: coenzyme A diphosphatase activity. NCBI's taxonomy places the organism in Eukaryota, Metazoa, Arthropoda, Insecta, Hymenoptera, Vespidae. The transcript is spliced from 2 exons. The record is from RefSeq and is a predicted model, not a curated record. Bases 249 to 1022 code for a protein of 257 amino acids.